Procambarus clarkii (red swamp crayfish) is the source of this 6803-nucleotide messenger RNA. The record is from RefSeq and is a predicted model, not a curated record. Lineage: Eukaryota; Metazoa; Arthropoda; Malacostraca; Decapoda; Cambaridae.
AACUCAAUGGCAUGUUCAGUGUUGGUUGUAAGUCCGUGUGGGGCAGGUAUAUACACUCGCUGCGUCGGGAUAUUAACAUUACACGACGUAACUCUUACAUGUGGUCCUUCUUGCACAAUUAACAAAGACGGAGGACAAGAUAAUUUACCUUUAUAGUCUGGAAAGGUAACGAGCGCAGUUCUAAUUUUCCCUCACGAAAGCCUGCUAUUAUACACACACAAGUUUUGAGAACUUUUUCGACUGCAUGUGAAGGAUGAGGUGGAGGGCGAGGUGUGUGGUAGCGGGCUUGCCCUCCUGACCACACUGCUGGGUGGCACACGGCUCACCAGGACAACCACACACACACAACCACACACACACACGUGGGCGCCAGCAAACAUGGUGUCAUGGUCGUCCUUCCCUCAUGAAGGCUCCUGAACACUCGCCCACAGUGGUCAGCCAUCAGCGGUGAUGCAAGACCAGGCUGAGCUACCUCGCUGCUGACCUGGUACUUCUGUGUGCUCCACGACCUACAUAAUUACUGUGUUAUCUCUCGUGUUGUGAUCAUAGUGCUUUCUCCGCCUCAAGAAAAUUGUUAUCUCAACUUAUUAGGGAGCAAACCCCCAUAAAGAUUGUAUUUACACGCCUCUUAUCACAUAAUAGUGAGCAUCCACCAGGCAGCCUCCCUGGAAAUACAGAAUAUUUUAAGUGUAUUAGAUCAGCAGCUGAGGGGACAAGGAAGGCAAAUUCUUGGGAGUGUAGCCCAGGACAAGGUGGGCGUGGGGGGGUAGGGCACGGGCGUACCAUGCGUGGGCGUGAUGCCAGUGAGCUACCAGAGGCGUGGCGGCGGUGAGCUCGGGCUGCUGGAGCGGUCAGCGGUGGCACUCGUGGGUGACCAGUGGCACACCGACGGCGAAGGAAUGCCGGGGGACGCUAAGUAUGAGCUUGAGGACUACGUUUACGAGAUGGAGUGUCGAGCAGGCGAGAUGGCCCGCUCCGAGGAGGCCGAGGACAUCCACGCCCGCUUGGCCCAGAAGGAGAGGGACCUCAUCUUGGCCGCCGAGCUGGGCAAAGCCCUCCUGGAGAGGAACGAAUUGCUCGUGCAGCAGAACGAACGUCUUGCAGAGGACUACAGUCACAAACUAGAGGUGUUGGAGCAAGAGAAACACAGUUUGAGACGAAAGUUGACUUCUACAGAGAGCGAAUAUGAAGUCAGAAUACAGGAACUCACCAUCGACUUGCAGAGUGUCAAGGGUGAGCUGCAUGAGGAGAGGGACAGCAUCAAACAGACGGAGAGGGAUAAGAGUCAACUCAUUGACCAACUCACCGAGCAGAACCAACGACUCACCACUCAACUCAAAGAGUCGUCCAAGCAUGAGCAGCAGUUGGAACUACAGCUGCAGCACCUGCGGGACCAGUUUAAUGUGCGCAAGUCCAACAUGACGGAGCAGGUGUCGACGCUGGAGGUGCUCCGGGAGGAGAUCAACAUGCUGACGGAGCAGAAAAUGGACUUGGAGCGCAGGAUAGACAGCCUGAUGGAUGAGCGGGAAGGUCUCAGCUCCAACCUGGACGCCACUUCUGACAGGCUGGUGAUGCUGGAGAAGCAGUCAAGAGAGCAAGAGGCAAUGCUGCGGAACAGAGAUAGAGAUCUGGAUGACUUGCGGCACACCAACCUCUCGCUGACGGACCGUCUGGAGGCCUACAGCAGGAACUCCUCCUCCCCCUCCAUGGGUCACACCUCCCUCCAAAACGAGAUAGACAUGAGCGACCAUGAAGUCUCUCGACCGCACUCUCAUCCCAGUAUACCAGAGAAUCUCCUCGAUCUGGAUGAGGACGACAUUAUCGAGUGCGACGACCCAGUCCUCUACCCGUCUACUGACUCAGAGUCACUCAAGAUGGGCACAACUUCUCUGCGGCAGGAGGUUGUGGACGUGAUCGGUCAGGUUCGAGUGAUGAUCGACCAGCUAAGACACAGACGGAGGAACUCCCUCACCUCUCUCUCCACCAACUCCUCCGAUGAACUCUCGCCGGAUAAACUGAAGAGCGGCGUGCUGGGCGGGGUGGUGCGCGAGCUACGGGGCCUGGUCAGAGACCUCCUGCGGCGGGAGGCCCAGGGCGAGUGUGCCUCCUGUGGCCGCAGCGAGGACAGACUGCAGCUGGAGCAGGAGGUCCACAGGGCGCUGGAAGCCGUCGACAAGCUCAACAUCGAACUUGCUGACGUGAAGGAUAAACUCAAGGGCAAGACGGAGGAGGCCGCCGACCUGGGCCACCAGCUGACACUCGGCGAGGCUCAGCUCAAGGCCGUGGCUGAACAGCGGGACAACCUCAAGCAUGACCUUAGCAACACCCACCUGGCAAAGGACGAGCUCAUCAAGAAGGCUUGGGACAUGCGGGACAACGCAGUGGCCCGCAAGAACGCCUGCGAGAUUGAGUUGGCGAGAACCAGGAUUGAUGUGAUGCAGAUCAACUCUCAACUCAUGGAGGCCAUCCAGCAGAAGGUGGAGCUCUCCCAGCAGCUGGAGCAGUGGCAGGUGGACAUGCAACAGCUGUUGGACGAGCAGAUGAGGCGAAAACUAAGCAAGCUUGAGAUGGGAGGAGGAGCGGCAGCUGCUGCCGCUGCUGCUGCCCGACGACAGGCUGCCAAUGCCAGCGACUCUGACUCCUCGUGUAGUGGCAAGACCUCUCCCAGGAAGAACUCUCGCCUCUUUUCCAUUCUCACUACCCUCAAGCGGUAACCUCAAGCGGUAACCUCAAGACGCCUUCCGGUUACCUUCGUUACCACCAACUGUGUCAUCUCCAGCAACCUCAUAUUAUCCCAACAGACUACUCUCAUCUUCAACUGCAAAAAAAAAGUGUAAAAACACCUCAAAUCAUAUCUAGUAUAAUAUUUCGAGCAAUGAAGUUUAUGCUGAUGUCCACAAGAGUACCGUCUUCAUCUUCAGUAACCUCCCAGUCAUCUGGUUGAUACCUGCUUGAUGGGGUUCUGGGAGUUCUUCUACUCCCCAAGCCCGGCCCGAGGCCAGACAUGACUUGUGAGAGUUUGGUCCACCAAACAUCUGCAACCACUGGCAGCCUGCAGCUAUAAUGUAGAGUCUCCGGAGUAUAUGGAUGCAGUGGCCAGCUGCACCACUCUUUCUCCAGUGGCCCACUGACAACACCCAAACCCACGUCAGGAACCAUCACAACACUGGGCUCACUAUCACAACCUCUCCCGUCCAUGUAAUAUUUGAAGACCCACCUCAGACAGCUUGGACUAUUGUGGGUUUCCCGGAAAGAACACCUUGCUGUUGCCGUCAUUCUUCUGGCCCACACUGGACCUUUUUCUCGCUGCCUGCAACUCUCCAGUAUUUCCGUCUUAGUUGACAUCAAGCCACAUUUUCUAUAACUUGAACUUGAAGCGUCUUUUAUAGAAGUGAUCAACUCUUAAUACCUCCUUUAACAAGGACAAAUUACGUCUGAUGAGAAGGGUCUAGAUGCUCGCAGUGAGGCUGUUUUUUUCCUCCAUUGUAACGAAAACUUAAAAGUUCUGGAUGACGUGAGUUAUUUCCAAACUUCUUUACUCUCCUUGCACUCUUUGCCACACUGACGUAUGGCAGACAAGUCUGCCAAAUCAAAACAAAUCAAGGCGAAUAAGAGCACGUGGGAAGGUUGUUGGAGAUACUUUAUAUGUGUUACUGGGGGCUGCCAGUCCCAUCCAACACAUCCUUAAUUUGUCCAGUAUACUUUAAGAAACAGCUAUCGAUAAGUUCAUUAGUAUUUGGCCAGUUUGAUUGGAGUGUUGAACAUUGCUGCUGCUGCAAUGAGUACUUCAUAAUCUAUUUGUCUCGCAAUAAACGAACGUUUUAACGAUUGAUUUCAUGUGGUGGAUGGGACUGUCUCCUCCCGCCACCAGUGUUCGUGUGCGCUCCGCAGCCAAAACAACAGAAAAUAUGAACAAACUUGGCGUAUUGCGUCAGAACGUAUCGUCGACACACGCAUUUAUUAUUAACUUGAGUUGGGUCCUAAGCUUUAAUCCUAGUUUUGUCAGCUUUGAUCAUGUCUGGCCUUAAGUACAGUAUAACGAAGCGUGUAGAGUUCGGAUUAAGCUGGCAUCAGUGGUAAGUGUUGUUGCUGACCAUCCCAGGCUAUAAUGGUCGUGAAUCUUGUGUGUGCUGGACGUGUCUUGGACUUGUUACAAGAGUCACACUGAUACAAGUUGAACAAGCUGGGAAAAUUAGUUUUUCUUAAAACAUAGAUGAUAUAUAUAUAUAUAUAUAUAUAUAUAUAUAUAUAUAUAUAUAUAUAUAUAUAUAUAUAUAUAUAUAUAUAUAUAUAUAUAUAUAUAUAUAUAUAUAUAUAUAAUUUUAAAAUAUAAUAAAUUUAUUUUAUAUUGAUAGUUAUUUUAGUUAUAAUACUUAGCUGUGAUAUAUUGAGCUCUACUUGGCUUACAUGAGAUAUGUACUACUGUUGCUGUCUGUGGACAAACUCACUAGUCUGUACACCACAACAACACAAAACUAUAGUGUAGCUCUUCUGAUGAAGAUAUUUUAAUUUGGAUUUGUCUUCGCUAACAUUAUCGCAAUAUUCCAGAUCUCUAGUGUGUUAUAUUUUCUCUUCUAUAAUCUUUUUUGAACUCCUCUUUGCUAAGUUACAAAUUCGAAGUAGUUUAUGCAGUGUUUAUCCCAGUGCGAGGAAUGUGGCUGCAUGCACUAUACUCUGUCUCGGUGAUAGUGUCUCUUGCCAGUCCCCCUAAAACCUCCUGGGAUAGUACGUGGACCUCGGAAAAAAAACGUUAUCAAAUUUUGACAAGAAUUUAUUAACCUCAUCGUAUAUUGAUUUCGUUAGGCUGUUUAUAGAGUCCAUAUGAGUUCCUAGGUUGCAAACGGACCAAAGUCACAGGCGCCUGUUGGUCUUCCUACGUAUAUGGACGCGACUUACGCUCAUGCGCGGUUUCUUUGAUAGUAAGUGUUUGCUUCUCUGUCAUUAUCGUCCACAAUCCUAUGGUUUCUUCCCUCGAAAACCUGAAUAUUCCUUAUAUACAAUUUUCCUGCGAUAGAAAGGCCAGUGUCUAUCGACUCAGGAAGUAACAGGAAAGCUACCCUUUUGAACGUUUAAUUCUUUUUAAAUAAUUAUUUUUCUUGUUUACGAUCCUGAGUUACAGAGUUAGCAUAGAGUCGUCUUGGCGGCCACAAUCCAGGUGUUGAGGGUGUUGAUCAGUGGUUCUAAUAGCCACGUACUUGAAACUCCUCCAAAAAUAUUGAUCGCUUCUGGCUUGUGACGGAAGAUGUCUCUGGCUAACUGGACUCGUGGAUAACACAGGUUGUUAUUUUCACAUUACACACGCCAUCUGGGGCCUCUCCCUACCUGCCUCUUCUUCCCUCUCCAACUUCAAACUUGGCCACCUCAUUGUCAAUUGGUUUUGUUGUGACUUUGCAUCAUUUCUUGACGUAUUAAUAUAAAUCUGCUUUUAUUGACUCGAGUCAUACACACUAAAUCCCUGGCACGCUUGAUAUAAAUUAUAAUUUUUAAAUUCGCUUAAAAUUAAAAAAAACACAUGUGUGUAUAUAAAUAUAUGCGUACAUACAUUCAAGCAUAAUCCAUACAUCUACAUAUAUACAUAAAAUAUAAAAGCUGAGCACCUCAGACAUUCCAUGUGUUAAUUCCAUUGUUUGAAUAGGUUUAAGUAAUUCCCAGUAACUAAGGUGAAAAUUAUCCGGAAUGUAAUUCCUGUCUGGGUUUCUUUUCUCUCACUAACUAGAUGUAAAUAAAGCACUUGUAUAUACCAAGAGCCACAGUAGGUGGGAGGAGGUGCGGGCGACACCCGCGGAAGCCGCUCUGGUUACCUCGGAGGAUUUGAUGGAUUUGUUCAUUUUCUUGAACGUAUGUAAUGGUUGCACGAAUGGUCCCUCCUUUCACCCAAUGCCGCUAUUAAUGAAGCGGUGAAAUAGAUGCCCGGGAGUUAGCUGGCUGUUGUGGGUUGCAUCCUGGGGAGGGUCAGGGGUUGGUCUUAUGGGACCUCGAUAAGCCUACCAUGCCCCCUGUUUCCGAGAAAGGGAAUUAUGUUUAUCAAUAUUGCAAGCCAUAAUUGCCUGGCUUCAAUAAGGCACAAAGAUAUAAUAAGUUGUGACAUUACAAGUGUAGGAAACUCGCACUGUCCUCCCGAGUGACCAUUCCAAAGCAAUGAUAUGAAAGCACUGUAUAUUUAAUCACUAGCAAUUCAGCAUAAAGACAAACUAGUGUGGUUUCUAGCAGUGUCCCCUACAUAUCCUCUAUUUUCUAUACCGGGUUUUGUGCAGGGGGACUUGGACAUUCUGACCAUUAUCUCUCUCACUUCUCGAAGGAUAAUUGGGCCUUAUUUUACUUUUUUAAGCUAUGAUUUUCUCAUUGCACUACGAUGCAUCAUAACUUUUUACAUGUUAGUCAAGUAAAAGAUGUACGUUUUUGGGGAGAUGAACAAAAUGAAUGCCUUAAAUAUAUAUUUAUAUGUAUCCGUCCAGCAGUAUCCUAUUGUCUCAGUGAGAUUAUUGAUAGCUGUUAACAGGUUCACAUAAGGAUUGCCUAGCAUAUCCCUAAUGGUUCUUUAGCAGAAUCUAGUUGUAAUAGUUGUAAAGAGAACAUGAGAAGCGAGGCAUGUGUGUGUGUGUGUGUGUGCUAGGCUGCGGCCACCGUCUCAGGUGGAGAGAGAAGACCUCGUCUGGAAGCAGCAGCAUCUAACCAGCACUUGCAACACAACUAUUGAAGUAAAGCUAGAAUGUUAAGGAGAUGUUCAGUGUCCACUAGUGUGUUGGGACACUUGGGAUGAUGAAGCAUCUGUAUACUAGUGCAAUAAACUCUAGCAUAAACAC